ACUAAACACUUGGGGGAAGGAAAUGUUCGAAGUGUGACGAUCUUGACACGUCACUACAGUCUGGCAAAAGACGAUAUUUUUUUUCUUCAAAAAUAUAUAAAAUAAAAAGAAAUGCCUUGAGAGACGAUUGGGUCAUCUCAUUUCUUCUUUCUUCGUUGACAGAUUUAAUUUAGGGUUCAUUUGAAUUCUCCUUCUUUCUCAGUUCAGCUCAGGUGCAAAUUGAAAGAUCUGAUUGAAAUCAAGCUCUGGGCUCUUUUGGGUUUUCUCGGAUCCCAAUUCUCAGCUGAUUUUAAGGAUAAUUCUUCAGAUCAUAUUUGGUAUUGACUUCUGGAUUGGUAGUGAAGGUUCAAGUGUGGAGAUGGAUGGGCCUCGACAGAAUGAUCAUUUGGGUGUGAACAAGAUUGGGAAGAACAUCAGGAAGAGUCCUCUUCACCAGCCCAACUUCGGUGCCAAUGCUAAUGCUGCGAGGCCUCAAGGGCAGCCUCAGGUUUAUAACAUAAGCAAGACCGACUUCAGAAGUAUGGUUCAGCAGCUGACUGGCUCUCCGGCGCGUGAGAGUCUCCCUCGCCCUCCUCCGCAGAACAGCUCGCCAAAGCCUCAGAGCACGCGGUUGCAGAGGAUUAGACCACCACCCUUGACGCAGAUCAACCAGCCUGCGGCUCCUGUACAACAUUAUCCUCACGGAUACGCUAGUGGGCCUCCACCACAACCUCGUUUGUUACAAGGCACACAACAACAGCCAAUGAUGGGUCAAGGGGACCAGUUUUGGUCCAAUACAGCUGAGUCUCCCAUCUCAGGGUAUAUGCGUUACCUUCAAAGCUCACUUGGAGAUGCAGCUCCUAGUGGUAACCACAUGCAGCCUGGUUAUGAACAUCGCCCAUAUAUGCCGGCUCAGGAACAUCGCCCAUAUAUGCCGGUUCAAGAACAUCGCCCAUAUAUGCCGCCGGCUCAAGAACAUCGCCCAUAUAUGCCGCCGGCUCAAGAACAUCGCCCAUAUAUGCCGGCUCAAGAACAUCGGCCUUAUAUGCCAGCUCAACCUCAGCCUUAUAUGGCACCUCAGGCUCAGACUCAGCCACAGGCACAACCACAUAUGAUGCCUGGAUCGCAACCUCAUAUGAAUAUGCAGGGCCCACUGCCACCACCCGGGUUAGUUCCUAGCCCAGCGCCUCGUAAUCUUCCCUCCCAGCCUCAGUUCAAUGGUCCUGUUCCUGGCACGCCCACUCUUCCAUCUCCGAGGUUUAAUCAGAUGUAUGGUGGUUUUCCUUCUCCUCGGUAUAAUGGUUUUGGACCACUAAACUCACCUACAUCCCAGUUUGCUCCACCAUCUCCUUCCGGUUAUCCGAAUAUGUUCUCUCCUAGAUCAUCGUACCCAUUGCUAUCACCAGGAGUUCAGUAUCCUCAACCACUUACCCCAAACUUCUCCUUUUCACAACUAGCUCAAUCAGGAAAUCAAGGACCCGGUGCAGGAACAGGUCCUCCUCAGCCACCUCCUUCUCCAGGGCUCAUGUACCCGUUGUCUCCAGGGUUCUUCCCAAGUCCAAGAUGGGGUAAUUACUAGGUGCUCCCUAGGUUAGUCUGUACUAUGAAAGAAGCUUAAUCUCCAAAGCCUAUAGUAGAAUAGACGCAGCUGCAUAGAUGAGUAAAACGCAAAAAGAUGCUUUUAUAUACAUUCUUUUACUCUGUUUUUUUGGGUUCUUAUUCUAGGUAAAGGGUAAAACCUUUAACUAGGGAUCUUGGGAUAAUGAUGAUUACUUUUGUUUGUUUUUUCACAGAAUCUGCUUUCUUUUGCGUAAUUUGUACACAGGCUUUAAACAAAACUCUGUCAAUUUAUAUGAUCUUUAGCUGUUUUUUAAAGAAA
This is a messenger RNA of Brassica napus (rape), 1858 nucleotides long. Its product is annotated as protein HAIKU1-like. The transcript is spliced from 2 exons. NCBI's taxonomy places the organism in Eukaryota, Viridiplantae, Streptophyta, Magnoliopsida, Brassicales, Brassicaceae. The coding region runs from base 359 to 1558 and encodes 399 amino acids. The record is from RefSeq and is a predicted model, not a curated record.